Cucumis melo (muskmelon) is the source of this 1178-nucleotide messenger RNA. Its product is annotated as chaperone protein dnaJ 49. Gene Ontology annotation, biological process: cellular response to misfolded protein. Gene Ontology annotation, molecular function: Hsp70 protein binding. Lineage: Eukaryota; Viridiplantae; Streptophyta; Magnoliopsida; Cucurbitales; Cucurbitaceae. The record is from RefSeq and is a predicted model, not a curated record. Gene Ontology annotation, cellular component: endoplasmic reticulum membrane. The coding region runs from base 182 to 901 and encodes 239 amino acids. The transcript has a single exon.
UCUCUAUCUCGGUCUAGUUGGAAUUGUUUCUGAAAUCGAGCUGAAGGUAAUGAAUUCAGGAAGUUCAAGUGUUUUUUUUUUUUUUUAAAGAUUGUGUCGGUACGAUUUUGGAUAAGAAUAAGGACGAAGUGUUAAGAAUCUGUGCAGUGAAGAUGGUUUGAAUAGUGAACGUAAUCACACAAUGGAACACGUUCAAUUGAUUAGGCAGAUAAAAACAACCAAGUGCUAUUACAAAAUUCUUGGUGUGAAGAAAAAUAGUUCCGCUGAAGAGAUUAAGAGGGCUUAUAAGAAACUGUGCCUAAAAGUUCACCCUGAUAAAAACAAGGCUCCAGGUUCUGCUGAAGCAUUCAACAAAGUAAACAAGGCUUUCAGAUGUUUGAGCGAUGAUACUUCGAGAAGGAAAUAUGAUCACACGGCUUUGGUUGAUCAGUAUCAGUACAACCAACAGCAGAAGGUAAGGCAUAGGAGAAGUGAAAUGAAUCAUGAUUCGUCUGAAAACAAAAUUGAUCCUAACGGAGGUAGGAAAAGCCAACAGAGGACUGAAAAAUCUGAUGGGGGAGGUCCCAAAUUUUUUAUCAUUCUUCUAAUGUUACUAUUGUUAAUUUACUUGUUGGCAUAUAUGCCAUUUCGAGAGCCUGACUAUUCUUUGCAUCAAAAUCUAUCCUAUAGUAUUCCUAUGGCUACAGAGAAACAUGGAGUGGAAUUCUUUGUCAAAUCUUCAAAUUUUGAUGUAAGAUAUCCUCUUGGAAGCCCAGCUCGAGCUGAAAUAGAAAAUAGUGUGAUAAUGGAUUAUCGAAACCUUGUUUCGCGUUAUUGUGAUGUAGAACUCCAGAGACUCCAGUGGAAUAAAAAUCUCCCAACUCCUCAUUGUGCGAAGCUGAAUAACCUCGAGGUAGCAUAAAGAUAAAUGGGGUUCUUUCUUUUCUUAGAAGUUAUCUUUUUGGAGAUAAUUAUCCAUCUUUUGUUGCUUGUAACUUCACUUGUUAACCUUGCUUGGAUAUAGAAGCUUUUGCAUCUCAUUUUGAUGUAUGUGUCUGAUUCUGACAAAGAAUUUGAUAUUAUUACAGUCUGUAGGAAGCUUUGUUGAAGAAGGUAUUGUAGUUUUAGAUCCUUUGUUUGAACCUCAAACAAACUCGUGUAAUAUCAUUUCCUUUUUAAUUAUUUUUAGUUUCUACUAA